Molecule: messenger RNA, 2174 nt
Organism: Lepisosteus oculatus (spotted gar)
Lineage: Eukaryota; Metazoa; Chordata; Actinopteri; Semionotiformes; Lepisosteidae
Gene: daw1
Product: dynein assembly factor with WDR repeat domains 1
Molecular function (GO): protein binding
Source: RefSeq, a predicted model, not a curated record
UUUGUUUACUGUGUUUAAGCCAGAGGAAAAGAUGAGGCUCAAACGGUUCUUGGUACGUUAUUAUCCCCCAGGGAUUAUUCUGGAAUAUGAGAAAGGAGGGGAACUGAAGACAAAAUCCAUCGACCUCCUGGAUCUGUCUCCAGAGACAGAUGUUGCCGAAUUAACAGAAGAAAUAAAAAAGACAGAGCCUCUUAUCACUGCCUCACGCACCGAACAAGUUAAACAACUGAUACAAAGAUUGCAGGAAAAACUUGGCCAACAGGAUGAUCGCAGGUUUUAUCUCUUUAAGGUAUUGAGAGCACAUAUUUUGCCACUAACAAAUGUUGCUUUUAAUAAAUCGGGAUCAAGCUUUAUUACUGGCAGCUACGACAGGACUUGCAAAAUAUGGGACACAGCAUCAGGAGAAGAACUACACACACUGGAGGGACACAGAAAUGUUGUCUAUGCAAUAGCUUUCAACAACCCCUAUGGAGACAAAAUUGCUACUGGAUCCUUUGACAAGACGUGCAGAUUAUGGAGUGCAGAGACAGGCAAAUGUUACCACACUUUUCGUGGCCAUACUGCAGAAAUUGUGUGUUUGUCAUUUAAUCCACAAAGUACACUGGUGGCCACAGGGAGUAUGGAUACUACUGCAAAACUAUGGAACAUCCAGACUGGUGAAGAAGCUGCAACUUUAACGGGUCAUUCUGCAGAAAUAAUUUCACUGUCAUUUAACACAGUUGGAGAUAAAAUCAUCACAGGCUCCUUUGAUCAUACAAUUUCAUUGUGGGAUGUUCAGUCUGGAAGGCUUAUCCAUACUUUAAUAGGCCAUAGGGGUGAAAUAAGCAGUGCACAGUUUAACUGGGAUUGUUCCUUCAUUGCAACUGGAUCUAUGGAUAAAACAUGCAAGGUCUGGGAUGCAGUCAAUGGGAAGUGCCUGGCAACACUGACAGGACAUGAAGAUGAAGUGCUGGAUGUUUGCUUUGAUUACACAGGACAACUUAUUGCAACUGCAUCUGCUGAUGGAAAUGCAAGGGUUUACAGUGCCUCAUCACAGAAAUGCAUUGCUAAACUGGAGGGACAUGAAGGGGAAAUUUCAAAGAUCUGCUUUAACCCCCAGGGUAGCCGUGUUUUGACUGGAAGUGCUGAUAAAACAGCUAGAUUAUGGGAUGUGAAUACAGGCCAGUGUCUGCAGGUUCUAGAAGGACACACAGAUGAGAUUUUUUCAUGUGCUUUUAACUAUGAAGGGGAUACUAUUAUUACAGGCAGUAAGGACAACACAUGCAGAAUAUGGCGCUGAUGGGGUCUGGAUUAAAAUAAGAUGGUCUGAUUAGAAACGAACAUUGGAAUUGGACUGAACAUUGGAAUCGAGAGGAAAAUACUUUUUUAAUCACCACAGUGUUAUGAUAUAAAACACAUUUGUCUCCGCACACCAAUAUUGCUGUUUGCCUUCGUUAGAUAUAUAUAGCUGUUUACUUGUCAUGUUUGCUGUUACCUUUUCAGCUUGCUUAUGUACCUUGUUCUAUCUUGCAAGUGUGCUAUGUUAAAGUACAGUAAAGUCUGUACUUUUUUUAAAGUACCAGUGUAAUAUUCAUUAGAACCUUUAGGAUUUAUAUUGACUUGUGUACAUCACUGCUUUCUUCAUUGGUUUAGUAAUAAUGUAGAUAUUGGAUACCAGCAGUUUGUUUUAUAUAGUUGCUAAAUCAAUAAUUUCGUGAAGGCUUUAAUAUGAACCCUUCUUUAAAGGUUAUAGUGACUGCAGAGGCUGUCAUAGUUUCCCAUCUUCUGAAUUGGGAGCAAGUGUUUAAAACAUUGUUAAAUAUAUAUUUUAAAAUACUGUAAUAAUGUUGAUUUGAUCCUGGUGCUUGAGAGCUGUAACUGUUUUAAACGCCUUAAUGAUUAAAGACUUGUAAAAUAACAAUUAGGAGUCAAUACCAAUUAAAUCAAUAAUUGUUUCAAUUAAGUCAUUAGGAACUUAGGUAGACUAAAAACCAUAGGACCUUGUGGCUCUCCAAAUGAUGAAUCCAGCUCUGGAGUUUCAUUUAUUGCUAGCUGGAUUAAAAAACAGUGUUUUGAAGUUGUUGCCUGAAGAAUUCCAGUGCUGGGUAGAGUAGGCUGAACAACUGGAAAAUAAUGUUGUGGUCAAUUUUUAUUUAGCUUUCAUAAUUUUUUUCAUUAAAAAAUGUUGAUAUUAA